ACUAAAAUCAAGAAAUUUCAUUUUCACAUAUCAACGAAAGCAAUAAUUCCCUGUUAAGCUUAUUCUUCUCCUUCUCCCUAGCUAGCUUUUGCCUUUUAUUAUUUUAUCUUUCAAUUAAAAGAAAUAAUAUAAGUAAUAUUAAUGGAUGAAAUUCAUGAAUACCAGAAGCUCCAGUCAUAUGGUUAUGGUGAUCAUUAUUCAAUUGUUGCAAAGUCUAACAAUAAUUAUAAAAGUACCAAUAUUUGUUGAGAAGGACUUUGCAGGUUGUUGUAUCAGUCACUAUUUUGUCUUUUUUCUAUUGUUACUCCCAUGGCGUUUCUUUCUUCCCUCAUUCAUUCAGUGUCUACUUCUCAACUUUCCUUUUCUCAUUGUUCACUCGCACACUUGAAAGAAAGUACAUGUUCCUUAUUUGUAACGGAAUCCUUGUUUUUCUCGCCAAAACCUCUGUUUCAUCAGGCGAUUACAUCUCCUCUUGUUUAGACCAAACCACAAUUAAUUCAGCAAAAACAGCAACAGCAGCAGCAGCAACAGCCGUUGUCGUUGAAGAACAUCAAGUACUGGAGUCUAAUUCAGCUGAUCAUGAUGUCGUUUUUGAGGAAGAAGCGACAGAUCAAGAUGAACAAGCUCAACAACAAGAAGCUGAUCUUGAACAAGUGAAAAAAUGUGCUGAUCAGGAUGAUAAUAAUGAUGGUGGUGAUGAUCUGAGUCUUAUCAUGAAUAGUACUUCUACUACAUUAUUUGAUGAUGAGAAUGAAAACGACAAUGGUGAUGAUGGUGGCAGCGACUACAUUUUGAGUAAGCAAGAAGCGAGUAAAUACGAUGAAGAGUUGAUAAGUACUGAUGAACUCAACAAAAAGAUUGAAGAGUUCAUUAGGAAAAUGAAGGAGGAAAUCAGGGUCGAAGCUCAGCAACAACAACAGCAACAACUAAUAGCCGUUUAAUUAUUCAUAAUAAGGUUAUUUACAAAUUUAAUUUUACUAAUAAUUAUUUAUAUUGUAUCUUUGCAUGCAUGUAUGCACUAGAUUGAUCAGUAUACGUGUUCUUAAGUCUUUUGAAUUUAAUUAUAGCUAGUGUCUUUUUCUACUUCUUCUUCAGAAGUACUUCUUUUUAGAUUAGUGCUUUUGAGGAUGUUUCAAUGAUCAACAUCAUUUAUUACGUACCAAUAUGUUAAAUCAAUUUCUUAGUUGUGUUUUAAACCAAAUUCCAUAUAGUUCUCAUAUUUCAAGAUUUUGAUGUAAUUAAGAAGUUUAAUUAUGAUUUAUUAUUUAUUUAAUGUGUGACGGGAGUUUUGUAGAAAGAACUAGAAAAGGCAAGACUCGUCUACGUAAAAAAUAGGGACAUAAAAUUUACAGCAAUAAUAAUAAGCCGUACAAAUACAAAAGAAUAAGAUAUAUCUAUCAAUUAAUAAUUUGGGUUGUGUGAGGAGGAAGCGUGAUUAUAUAAUUAAUCAAUCUAUAUUAUAAUAAUAAGGAAUUUUUUUUUUUUUUUGAAAGAAACUUAGUUCUAAUAAUAAGGAAAUUAGUAGAGUAGUUGAAGUAAAUA
Molecule: messenger RNA, 1542 nt
Organism: Cannabis sativa
Lineage: Eukaryota; Viridiplantae; Streptophyta; Magnoliopsida; Rosales; Cannabaceae
Product: pheromone-processing carboxypeptidase KEX1-like
Exons: 1
Coding region: 399-941 (180 amino acids)
Source: RefSeq, a predicted model, not a curated record